CGGGGCCGGGCGAGCCGGGGCGCCGCGUUCGGGCUCCGGGCAUUCGGAGCUUCGGGAGCCGAGCGGGAGGCGGAGCGCGAUGGCGGCGGUCGCUGGAGAGGCGCGCCGGGUGCUGGUGUACGGCGGGAGGGGCGCGCUCGGCUCCCGAUGCGUGCAGGCGUUCCGGGCCCGCAACUGGUGGGUUGCCAGCAUCGACGUGGUGGAGAAUGAAGAGGCUAGUGCUAGUGUCGUGGUUAGAAUGACGGACUCAUUUACGGAGCAGGCCGACCAGGUGACAGCUGAGGUCGGAAAGCUCUUGGGUGAAGAGAAGGUGGACGCAAUCCUUUGUGUGGCUGGAGGAUGGGCCGGAGGCAAUGCCAAAUCCAAGUCUCUCUUUAAAAACUGUGACCUGAUGUGGAAGCAGAGCGUGUGGACGUCGAUCAUCUCCAGCCACCUGGCCACCAGGCACCUCAAAGAAGGAGGCCUCCUCACCUUGGCUGGUGCCAAGGCCGCCCUGGACGGGACUCCCGGGAUGAUUGGCUACGGCAUGGCCAAGGGUGCUGUUCAUCAGCUCUGCCAGAGCCUCGCCGGAAAGAACAGCGGCAUGCCCUCCGGCUCUGCGGCCAUCGCCGUGCUCCCGGUUACCCUGGAUACCCCGAUGAACAGGAAAUCAAUGCCCGAGGCCGACUUCAGUUCCUGGACGCCCUUGGAGUUCCUGGUUGAAACCUUCCACGACUGGAUCAUAGAGAAAAACCGACCGAACUCGGGGAGCCUCAUCCAGGUGGUAACCACGGAGGGAAAGACGGAGCUCACCCUGGCAUAUUUUUAAGCUUCGUCUCCGUGCCUGCUGGAGACUUGCCAGAAAAGUUGUUUCUCUCAGUGUGUCUGUGUAGGUCCUUUGUUUUCUGUCAUCUGGUUUGUGGUAUGAGAUACUGAGUCCUGUUGUCCUCUCUCCUAAUGUGCGUUGUUCUCCCAGGACAGUGUAAAAUGUUCAUGUGAAAUAAGGUAUGAGGGCGGAGGCCUGUAAUAGCACAGACGGUCUGUUAGCUGCGCGAGUUUAGGAGGUAUCCAGCAGAGCCUCUGGGUCUGCAUCCUCCUGAAUUGCAUUUGAGACUUGGAUUCAGUCCUGAACAGGGUCUGUCGACCUGACUAGUUUAGAGAUGCGUUGAUACUGGGGACGUUCGGGGGCCUUAGUUUUGAAUGUUCUGUUUAUAUCACACACAUCGUGUUUGUAGCCGCCCAAUUGAACUGCCUUAAAACUCCUUUUGUGGUGUAAGCAAAAUCCCGUGGACUCUGUUAAGAUAUCUUGUCCUGUGAGGUUGCCAAGUGUACUUCCGAGCUACUUGUUAUUUGGAGUUUAUCUUCCUAAUAAAUGCACUUCAUUUA
This is a messenger RNA of Panthera uncia (snow leopard), 1365 nucleotides long. RefSeq names its product quinoid dihydropteridine reductase (gene QDPR). The record is from RefSeq and is a predicted model, not a curated record. The coding region runs from base 80 to 808 and encodes 242 amino acids. NCBI's taxonomy places the organism in Eukaryota, Metazoa, Chordata, Mammalia, Carnivora, Felidae. Gene Ontology annotation, cellular component: cytoplasm. Gene Ontology annotation, molecular function: NADPH binding; 6,7-dihydropteridine reductase activity; NADH binding. The transcript is spliced from 7 exons. Gene Ontology annotation, biological process: tetrahydrobiopterin biosynthetic process; L-phenylalanine catabolic process.